Williopsis jadinii is the source of this 1352-nucleotide messenger RNA. It is a transcript of the gene UTP6, whose product is annotated as snoRNA-binding rRNA-processing protein UTP6. Bases 37 to 1278 code for a protein of 413 amino acids. The record is from RefSeq and is a predicted model, not a curated record. Gene Ontology annotation, cellular component: small-subunit processome; Pwp2p-containing subcomplex of 90S preribosome. Gene Ontology annotation, molecular function: protein binding; snoRNA binding. The transcript has a single exon. Gene Ontology annotation, biological process: maturation of SSU-rRNA from tricistronic rRNA transcript (SSU-rRNA, 5.8S rRNA, LSU-rRNA). Lineage: Eukaryota; Fungi; Ascomycota; Saccharomycetes; Phaffomycetales; Wickerhamomycetaceae.
AAAGCACCUGUCUUUUUGGUAAGCGAAGGGGAAACAAUGUCUGCUAAAGUUAGAUACUACUUGGAGCAAUCUGUUCCUGAACUAGAGGAUCUUCAGAAGAAAGGUCUAUUUGAUAAGCAUGAGAUCAACCUCAUCAUGAGAAGAAGAACAGAUUUUGAACAUAGGCUGUCGAGCCGUGGGUCUAAGCCAAGGGAUUAUACCAAAUACGCCGAAUACGAAAGUAACGUUGAAAAACUGCGUCGUAAACGUUACACAAGGCUAUCGUCUGUUGGAUUGGUGAAUACGAAGCCCUCCAUCUCAGACUGGGCCUAUGAGAGACGUGUGUCGUUUAUCUAUGAUCGUGCGGUUCAAAAGUUCCCUAACGAUUUCACCAUUUGGGAAGAUUACAUCAGAUUUGCUAGAAAGCAAAAGAUGUUCAAAAAGAUCUAUAAGAUCUAUACACAACUGCUGCAAUUGCAUCCAACCUCGGUGGCGUCCUGGAUCAGCGCCGCAAACUUUGAAUACGAAUACGUCGGCAGUGCAAAGAAUGCAAGAACGCUGUUCCAACGUGCGCUUAGAUUCAACCAGGACUCUAAGAAAUUAUGGCUAACGUACACCAUUUUCGAACUGUCGUACAUUACAAAGCUGCUCACAAGAAGAAGAAUUCUUGGGUUGAUGACCGAGAAGCAACAGUUGGAGCACGAGCAGAGUGAAGCCAAGUCCAUGGGCCAGGACGACGGUCUCAUUGAACUACCAAGUGUGACCAACGAUGAGCUCAAAUCACAGCUCAACACCUUGCCGGAUGCUGAUAUGAAUAUGCUCGGUAAUCCAGAGACAAACCCUGCAUUGAGAGGUGACAUUGCACUCACAGUCUUUGACGUAUGUAUCGAAACGUUGUACAAGUUGAAGCGCAACACCAAUAUCAGCGAAUUCGAGUUCAAGUAUGACUUGUGUUUGGAGUUCCUGUCGUUGAUGGAUAAGUUUGACGGCUUGAACAGAGAAUACUUGGAACAGCACGUCAUCAACUACUUGAUGAGACAGUUCCAGAACGAGCCUAGUGUCGUUGUCCUCGAUGUCACUCUUCCAAUUAGAAACGUAUCAUUCGAAAACGAGCAAUUCGUUGAACUGUUACAGAGCUGUACAAAGAAGUAUUUGGCUUAUAAGGCUAAACUUCAGGAUGAGCAUGCAAAGACAGAGUUGAAGUCUCAAUUUGCAAAGUUUCUCAACAAGUAUCUGGAGGAUGAGUCUAUCGAGGAGAACACAAGACAACUCAUCCGUGCCAUUACUAAGAGAUUGUGAAGAAGGUUUGACACUCCCUGCUGAUAGAUGUGGAAGUGUGUGUAUGUAUUCCAUGAAUAUAUGAUGUAAGCGGA